This is a messenger RNA of Fusarium mangiferae, 726 nucleotides long. RefSeq lists its product as uncharacterized. The record is from RefSeq and is a predicted model, not a curated record. The transcript has a single exon. NCBI's taxonomy places the organism in Eukaryota, Fungi, Ascomycota, Sordariomycetes, Hypocreales, Nectriaceae. Bases 1 to 726 code for a protein of 241 amino acids.
AUGACACCGGCGAUCCAAGUACCCACUCCCUCGGGCCCACGGAAUGGCCCCGAUAUUCCCGGCGCCGGCAAGUUCAAGGUCCCCAAGCUACGUCUUGAAUGUCGCGAUCUCUCUCAUCCUGGGGCUGCGGUCUUUCUUAGCUCUGUCAAUGCUGCCGAGUGCCUCGCCAAGGCGGCCCAGCAUGUACUGGCGCUCCUGUAUGAAUCGCCCACGUGUCCUACCACAACAAUCCCGACAACACGAUCUGUGACGGUGAUCCUGCGUAGCAUGUCGGGUGUAGCUUACACCACCGGCUCUGACCUGGACAGCGAUCAUAAGGAGAUUCACUUCUCAGUCGAGUAUAUCGCCAACAUCCACCCCAUAUCUCGUCGUACAGAAGAGAUCAACGGCGUACUCACUCACGAGCUAGUUCACUGUCUCCAGUACAACGGUCAUGGAACUUGUCCAGGCGGCCUGAUCGAAGGCAUCGCAGACUGGGUGCGACUUCACUGCCUUCUCAGUCCCCCUCACUGGAAACGCGACAGCAAUGGAAAGUGGGACGCUGGCUAUCAGCAAACGGCCUAUUUCCUGGACUACUUGGAGGAGCGGUUUGGAAAGGGAACUAUUCGCCGCCUGAAUGAGAAGCUACGGAUCCAGAAGUAUGAAGAGAAGCCGUUUUGGACCGAACUGGUUGGACGGCCGGUUGAGCAGCUUUGGGGCGAUUACAAGGAGAAGCUUGAGUCGUAG